Molecule: messenger RNA, 1149 nt
Organism: Solanum stenotomum
Lineage: Eukaryota; Viridiplantae; Streptophyta; Magnoliopsida; Solanales; Solanaceae
Exons: 4
Coding region: 161-733 (190 amino acids)
Source: RefSeq, a predicted model, not a curated record
UGUCCCUACUUCUCUUACUUGUCUAAGAAAAUUGUCGACCAUAUAACUUUUCUUUGGUGUUUGGAUAAGGAGGACAUGUUGGUCGCAGAUUGUGUCCCAUAUAUUUCUUGGCUUACAUUGUGAUUAAUGCUUUGAACACACUGUAGUGUGCUAAAUAUGUAUGCAGAUAUAUCGACAUGCCUUUAAUAUAUACUCUCUUUGCAAUGAAUUAUUAUACACUAUUUUCUUGAAAGCGAGCGCGCUUUUGAUUGGACUUAUCAUUUAUCUGCAGAUUUUGCUGGACUCUCAGGUUAAUGGUACUAGUGAUGCUACCACCAGCAAAAGGUCAAGAAAGAAAAAGACACUGGCUGAGCUGAAAAUGGAUGAGAUCUUGCUAAUUAAGGAAAGAAAGCAAUUGAAGAAGGAAGUGGCUUUACUACGCGCUAGUGUGGAGAAUCAGAGGGAUACAAAUCAAAAAUUGAAAAGAAUGAAGCUUGAUGUGCUCCCUCAGCAGGCAAAUGAAAGAGGUACAACUGUUUCAUAUGAUGGGAGUUCGGGUCAGUAUCAGCAAGAGGUUCUUCCAAGCUAUCCAGCCAUUUCCAUCUUACUGGAAAAAGUUGCAAACAAGGUUGCAGUAUCGCCAUCAUCUCUGGAAAAGCAGCAAGAUUUCGCAGCUUUGGAGUCCAAAUUUGUACUCCCAGACCUCAAUAUUCCAUUUGGCGAGGAUUCUGGCUCUGACAUUCUCUGGGGGUGAACUGAAAUACUUCUGCAUAACAGGGGAUCCUCCAACACAGAAAGACAAGUAUAAACUAGUAAGGGCUAACCCUGUUAUAGGAUGAAUUAUGGAUUCAGUAGUAAGUAAGGACUUCCUGUCCUUCACCACUUGUCGCACAGAAGCUGCCAAAGUGGAUUUUUAGUGAUGAAGGUACUGAGGAUAGUUAGGAUCUGUGAUAUUUCUUUGAGAAGAUGUCAACCAUAGGUUAGAGAUCCUAACUUACUAGUUGCAGUAGACAUUUUUUUUUUCCUGACAGGUUUCUUCAGUGUCCGAUUCUUUGGGGCCAACCCUCAUUCCUUCAUAGUUUCUCUCUGGAAAUAUCUACAGAUAAAGAUGUAACUAUUUUAUAUAUCAGUUGAUCACAUUACUUGAAUACCAUAACUCUCUUUUCUCAA